This is a messenger RNA of Macrobrachium nipponense, 1332 nucleotides long. RefSeq names its product mitochondrial protein C2orf69 homolog. Gene Ontology annotation, cellular component: mitochondrion. The transcript has 2 exons. Lineage: Eukaryota; Metazoa; Arthropoda; Malacostraca; Decapoda; Palaemonidae. The record is from RefSeq and is a predicted model, not a curated record. The coding region runs from base 869 to 1315 and encodes 148 amino acids.
AUAACAGAAUGGAUAACAUUCUAGAAUUAAUUUUAAGGUAAUCAUUACCUUCGACUUGAGAAUAGCCUAUGCCUAGUGAACAAGAACGAGUGUAAGAGGAUUGUUUUAAGGUAACUGUUACCGGAGCGGUGUCUUGCUAAUAGCUAAUGGCCAGUAAACAAAGACUAAAAAUGAAAGUUUGGCCUAAAGGAAUGACGUAACAUCAAGUUUAGAUACUGAAGUCAAUACUUAACCGAUAAAAAGAUAUAUGCAAAAGUAUCUGAUCUACUUGAAUAGUGAUCCAUUCAAGAACUAUUUAUACGGCCAUUCUUAUUCCCGGAGACUGCAAGUAUCCAGCUAAAAUAGAUGUUAAUCUGAACAAAAUAAACAAAAGAUGUCUCAUCCUGCUCAGAGGCUGUGAAUGCAUUCUGGUGGUUGUAACACUACUGAAAUCCAGUGAUAUAACCAGAAAAUAAGAACAAGCUGCUGUAAGCUCUCAACAUUUCAAGCGUGGCAGAAAACAGAAUGAUUUGAUUAGCUAAGUCGUUCCUUGUAUUGCCGUAGGGGGAUGGCACUACCCACAAAAUUUUGAAUUUAGGCUGCCGUCGAGUAAAAAACUCUUAGCGAUAUAGUUACUGGGUAAGUAUAUUAAAAAGAUAAUUUUUUCAUCCUGAAAACACAAUACACUGUGCAUACAUACGUACAGUACUGUAUGUACAGAAUAGGCACAGAAAAAAAUUUGAACUUUCAUGUGGCAAAGGGGAGUGUUCUGAACAUAAUUUUAAUUUGUGAUCUUUUUUUUUUUUAUAAGUUGAAUGUUUGUAAGUAGAGUGGUGUCUGUAUUGUUUUAAAGAACUUCAGAUCAGUAUAGUCUUUCAAAUUUUACAGGAUGGAGCGGAAAACGUUUAGUUGUUAUGACAAUUUCGUGACAAGUAAUAGCGUGGGUGCUCCAACUCACACACCAGGGACAGCAGCUAUUAUCCACCUGAAUGAUUUGAUUUCAGAAGGACUCAGAUAUGCUCAAGAAAAAACAGAAGCUCAUAUUACUUUUCCAGAAUCUGUGGAAGAUUUGACGUUAAUUGGUUUUAGCAAAGGGUGUGUCAUUUUGAAUCAGCUAAUCACAGAAUUUCACACUGUGAAGACAUCUGAAGAUGAAAGACCCGCUGUUCCAUUGAACUUCAUUCAGAAGAUAAGCAACAUGUAUUGGUUAGAUGGUGGUCAUGCUGGUGGCAGCAAAACAUGGAUUACAGAAAUUUCAGUUUUGAAUACACUUGCUUCUCUUAAUCAUAUAAAAAUUCAUGUCCACGUUUCUCCUUAUCAGGUAUGUUUGUGUUGAUAAUUUUCUCAUGCUUU